AUGACCUUCCCCCUCCAUGUCACUGAACAGCAGCAUGCAUGCAUGCGCGGGUGCUUGUCUUUGUGUGUGCAGGCGAUUGACAGCGGGCAUCUGCCCGGGGACCUCCUGCACGACAUCCCCUGCAUCUACCGCAACGGAUGUGUCGCCUGCGAGGUGCGUGACUACCGCGAGCUGGCAGCGGCGCUGGGCGGAAGCAUGGCGCGAAUCCCCCCAGGGGCUUCCCCCGCUGCAGCAAUGGAGGCUGCGGGCCGGCGGGCGGGCGAGGGACCGGUGAGGACGUGCCGGGUGGUGCUGCGACCCACGUCUGAGAGCAUUGCCAAGGACGUGGCCGCCAUGGCUGAUGCCUCCUGGUCCUACCAGGACAUGCUGGUGGGUGCGGAGUGGUGGCAGGACAUGCUGAAUCGUCUCUCCAUCCCUCACGCCCUCCAUUCCCUCAUCCCUCACGCCCUCCAUUCCCUCAUCCCUCACGCCCUCCAUUCCCUCAUCCCUCACGCCCUCCAUUCCCUCAUCCCUCACGCCCUCCAUUCCCUCAUCCCUCACGCCCUCCAUUCCCCCAUCCCUCACUCCCUCCAUUCCCCCAUCCCCCACUUCCUCCCCUCCCCACACCAGGAGGUGGGGGCGCGCAUCCUGAGGGCAGGGCAGCCGCCGCUGUGCCUGGACCCCAGUCCACGCGUGGCCCAGGUGGCGACGCAGCAACACUUCCUUAAGGCCAAUGCAGAGGUGGAAGCACGCAUCCUGAGGGCAGUGCAGCCGCCCUUGUGUCUGGACCCCAGUCCGCGUGUAGCAGAGGUGGCGAGGCAGCAGCAUUUCCACAAGGCGAAGCUGAACGCCGUGCCGCCCGCCUCGCGGCACCGCGGGCUGCUCAAGUACCGCCGCCUCGCCCUCCUCCCCGCCUGGGACCCCCUCUCGCCUCUCCGCCGUGCCGUGGCUGGGGAUGCUGUCGCGUCUGAUGAUGGGGAGGACGAGGAGGAGGAGGAGGAAGAAGAGCGAGGGGGUGGGAAGGGGUCUGCAAAACGAAGGCAUACUGUUGUCUAUUGGACGUGCUGCCCUCUCUGCGUCAUCAUCCUUCCUCUUCCCUCUCCCGCGCUCCCCCCUUUCUCUCUUCUUGCAGAAGCACCAGGAGGAAUGAAGGUGAAGAAGGGAAAGAAGAAAUCAAGGAAGGGGCCGGCCGCUGCCGCCGCUGCUGCUGCUGCGGGCACGUCAAGACCCCUGCCUGGGUCUCUCCCAUCCGCGAUGGCAGGCCCUACUGAUGCCUUUGCCCCCACACCAGACGCAGCAGCAACACCAGAGGCCGCCACUGCUCGUGCCCCUGACCUUGCAGCUGGUGCUGGUGCCGCUGCUGCCGCUGCUGCGGCUGCAGCUGCUGGGGGUGGUGGGAAGGUGGAGAUGGGUGCAGAUGAGUUCCUGCUCAUGAGUGCAGGCCUGCUGGGUGGGGCAUUCGGGGGAGCGACUGCACCAGCAGGGACGGCUGUAGCAGGGGCGGGUGCAGCAGCAGGCGGCACAACAGGGCUGGGUGUGGCAGCAGAGGGGGGGCUGGGGGGUGAACUGGAGCAGGGGCAGGGGGGUGCUGGGGGCGAGGAAGGGGGGUUGGAUGAUGCAUUGGAUGGGGGGCUGGAUGGGGGCCUGGACGGGGGGCUGGACGGGGGGCUGGACGGGGGGCUGGACGGGGGAUUGGAGGAGAGUCUUGAUGGAGGGCUGGAUGCUGGGUGGAAGGAUAAGAACGAGUCGCUGGAUGAGUUUGGUGGGGCUGAUGCGGGGGCAGCAGCAGCAGCAGCGCCGGCAGCAGCAGCAGGGGAGGAGAGGGCGAGUGUGAAGCAAGAGCCUACCCUGGAGCGAAGCCCGUCCAAUGCCUCUAUGCCCUCCUCCUUCCCACCCGCGCCCACUCCCACCUCUCCUGCUGUCCCUGCAUCCUCACGCCCCCAGCCGUCUGAAUUCGCCUCCCAAGUGCCGCCUGCUGCUCCUCCCCAUGUGCCCGGCAUGACAGAGCAGCAGCAGCAACAGCUCCAGCAGCAGCAGCUGCUGCAACAUAAACAGCAGCAGCAGCAGCAGCAGCAGCAGCAGCAGCAGCAGCAGGCAGGUGGUUCAGGCCAGCCGUCGGUUCCUGCAGGGUCAGCUGUGGGUGUGGCGCAGGCAGGAACGAGGGCAGGGGUAAAGCCGGAGAUGAUGGGCGUGGGGGUUGCUUCCAAGCCAGGCCAACUCCCAUCGCAACCACCCAUGCCUGGAUACACUCCCCCACACCUGGCCCCUUCCCCGCCUGCUGCCGCUGCCUCUCCGUCUGUGACAGCAGGCCCACCAGUGCCCCAACUGGCCAAGCCCGGUAUUGCUCAGCAGUCGCACCUGCCGCCGCCCACACAUGGGCAGCAGCCACACCCCGUGCAACCAGGUGCUCCUGAUGGCGCCACUCCUGCUGCCGCUGCUGCUCGCCCGCCCAUGCCUCCUGAAGCACCAUCGCCUGCUGCUGCUGCUGCUGGUAUGGCCGCACCUGGGGUUGUAAUGGCGCCACCCGAAGCCAAACCUCAGGUACGACCCAGCCUGCCUAUUCAGCAGCAGCUGGCAGCAGCAGGCAUGGUGGCUACUUCUCAGGUGGCGAAUGGGGAGCAGGUGCGCAAGGCAGUGGUUGCAGCCCCACCAUCAGGCCCCCCAGGUGGCAUAGUGGUGGAGGGCCUGUAUCCGCCAGCGCCAUCGUCCCCGGAAGCCCUCCCCCCGCCCAAGCGCAGCAACCCCGACCCGGCGUUGGUGCGGCAGGCGCUGGCGGGCGGGGGGGAGGAGGCGGCGGAGCCCAAGGGCAAGCGCAGCCUGCGCUUCUCGCUGCUCACUGCCGGUGUCAACGUCAACGCGCCCAAGAUGCGCGGGCUUACCUUCGUGCGCCUCGACUCCAACCCGCAAGGCGUGCGGCGCAUGCAGCAGCGGCUGGUGAUGAGGGGGCGGCAGAAGGACGAGUGUGUGGAGGCCAUCAUCCAGGAGGGCGCCGAUGGCGACGCUGACACUGCCGGCGCGGCAGGAGGGGCGGGCGGAUCGAGCAUCUCACUGCGCCGCGACCAGCAGCUGCCUCUCAUGCCCAACACCGAGUAUGCCGAUCGAUUCGCGCGAACCUAUGUCCGAGUGGUACGUGUGUCGCACUGCACCAUGCUGCUCUCCACCAUGCUGCCCUCCACCAUGCUGCCCUCCACCAUAGAAAACCUUUUGCUACUGGCCCUCGCUCUAGCUUUUUGCUGCUCGCCUUUCCUCUCAUGGGUGAAGUUGCCGCUUGUAAUGAUCCGAUUGUGCACUUGCUUGUUCGACACAUGGUGCCCCUCGUUCAAUCCUUGCUCAUCCUCCUUUUUGUCCUCCUCUCCAUAUUCCCCAUUCUUCUAUGUAUCCCCCUUCCAUUCCUCCCUCGCAUAUUCUUACCUUCCCACUUCACUCUCCUCCACCUCUUCUCUCACUCCCCUCUACCUACCGCUCAUUCUGACCCUCGCCCUUCCUCUCCCCUUCCCUUUCGCCCCUCUACAGGUGCAGCGCGAGGGGUGGCACAUGAUGGAGGACCAGGUCAUCCCUUUGCCCAAGCACAUGCACCCCGCCACGCAGAUCAGCACCAACUCCGCUGCCGCCCGUGACCGCGCCGCCGCCGCUGCUGCCGCCGCCGCUUCUGCCGGUGCUGCCGGUGCUUCUGCCGGUGGGAAUAGUGGUGGUGGGACAGCAGGGGGCGGGAUGGGAGGCGCAGCAGGAGCAGGGGGAGGAGGGGGUAUGGCAGGCGGGCGGGGGGUGGGUGUGGUGGGCCAAGCGGGGGCAGGGGGAGCGGGAGCAGCAGGGGCGCGGCAGGGUGGGGCUGCUGGGGGGCCUGGGGGCGCAGGAGGUGCUGCUGGUGGUGGGGUUGGGCAGCUAGGAGGUGCGGCUGUGGGGGGCCCGCCUCACCACAUGCCUUCCCGUGCUGCCCCUGCUGCUGCUGCAGGCAGUGGUGGGGUGAUGGCAGGAAUGGGUGGGAUGGGGCGGGGUGUGCCACCAGCAGGCAUGGGGAGGGGACCAAACGCGGCAGCAGCAGCUGCUGGGAACGCCAUGGGUCCCCCACAUGCCACCCCUCCUCCCCAUGCAGGCUACGCCGCUUCCCAUGCCAUGCCUUCUCACGCCGCCUCCCCACAUACGCCCUCCCCUCAUGGCCUUCCCAGCAGCAGGGUCACACCGCCCCAUACUGUCACACCCCAUACUAUGAGCCCAUCUGUAGGAUCCCCUUCUGUGGCAGGCAUAGCCCAUCCUAGGUCCCAACCUCCUGUAGCCACGGGCUCUGCUUCCCAGCCUGUAGGCGCAGCAGGCCAGGCAUAUCCCCCGCGCCCACCUCAGCUUCCCCGAGCCUCACCGACAGGCACGGUAGGAAUGGGGCACAUGGCAGGAAGGAUGGGUGCAGGUGGUAUGGGAAUGGGGCCUAGGGGAGGAAUGAGUGGGCAAGGGGGCAUGGGCGCUGGAGUGGGGGCUGCAGGCAUGGGCACAGGUAUGGGCGCGGUGAUGGGAGGAGUGGGUGGGGCUGUGGAUCCAGGGGCGGGGCAGAGCAGAGGAUUCUACGGACAGUCGAUGCCACCCCAGCAGCACUCCCAUGUGCCACCACAGCAGCAGCAGCAGCAGCAGCAACAGCAGCAAGGGCAGGGGGGACCUGCUAUGAGAACAGCACAGAUGCCUUACACACAGCCACAGCAGCAGCAGCAACAGCAGCAACCGCAGCAGCAGCCGCAAGGGCAACAGCAGCAGGGGCAGCAGCAGCAGCAGCAGCCUCAGCGACAGCAGCUUCCCUCUGCACCACCGUCUGCCAUCCCCGGCCGCACGGCCUCUCCAUCUGCCCCCCCUGCACCUGCUGCCACCACAAGCCCUGCAGGCAUGACCCCUGGUAGUGCUGCUGCCGUCGCCCCUGCGGGUGCAGGCAGGAGCCAACCUGGGGUUGGGCAGGCGACAGGAGCACAGGCAGGGCAGGCAGUACAGAUGGGUGGAGUGGCAGUUAAGCCAGUGUAG
Closterium sp. Naga37s-1 is the source of this 4977-nucleotide messenger RNA. Lineage: Eukaryota; Viridiplantae; Streptophyta; Zygnematophyceae; Desmidiales; Closteriaceae. The record is from the annotation of a GenBank genome assembly.